AUAACUACGACUGCAAAUAUCAUUUCUCUAUACAGAAAUACUCUCUCUCUCUCUCAGUUUCAUUUCGCGCUCGCUCUCUCUCGCUAGAUCUCACGCUUUCUCAUGGCGACCUGCGUUGCUCCUUUGUCUAUCUCAGGCGGAUCUCAACUCAAUGCGCGUGAUCUUUUGUCCACAAAACCCAAUACAUUUCGGAAAACCCCGAAACUGAUAAUAAAAAAGAAAUCGAACCAAGCGGGAAGUAAUGGCAGGCUAUCUGUUCGUGCUGAGUACCAUAUCAGGAGCCUAAAUGGUCAGACCCUGGUAUCCAGUGAUGGUGGCAGAAGUGGUGCGGGUGAUUUUGCUUCUGGUUUUCUUCUAGGUGGUGCUGUAUUUGGAACUUUAGCGUAUAUUUUCGCUCCCCAGAUAAGAAGAUCCUUGCUGAAUGAAGACGAAUAUGGGUUUCGAAGGGCCCGGAGACCGUAUUAUUAUGAUGAAGGUUUGGAGAAGACGCGGCAGACCUUGAAUUCAAAGAUAAGCCAACUCAAUUCAGCCAUUGACAAUGUAUCUUCACGUUUAAGGGGUAACAAUAAUGUCCCUUCGGUGCCAGUUGAAACUGAUCCUGAAGCGGAAGCUACCGUGUGAGAUCUGUUUCCAUUUACCAAAUUAUGGUCUUUGAAUCAAAGCUACUUGGAUAAUAGAUUUUCAAUCUCAACUAUCGCAUAUAUGUUCGGAGUUAGAUAUCUAAGUUUUUUGGGUUCUUCCCCUUUUUUUGAAUGGAGUUGUUUGUGGACUUUUAAUAUCAAAAUUUUUUUCUUAUGAAAAAAACAUCUAAUUCUUUUCGGGUUAAAUUAGAGGACGGUGAUGGAAAUAAUGUGCAAUUAGAUGGCUUUCUCACUUUAA
This is a messenger RNA of Carya illinoinensis, 879 nucleotides long. RefSeq lists its product as uncharacterized. The coding region runs from base 103 to 621 and encodes 172 amino acids. Gene Ontology annotation, cellular component: chloroplast inner membrane; chloroplast thylakoid membrane. The transcript has 6 exons. Lineage: Eukaryota; Viridiplantae; Streptophyta; Magnoliopsida; Fagales; Juglandaceae. The record is from RefSeq and is a predicted model, not a curated record.